Messenger RNA from Lepisosteus oculatus (spotted gar), 4430 nucleotides. RefSeq names its product nuclear transcription factor Y, gamma (gene nfyc). The record is from RefSeq and is a predicted model, not a curated record. Gene Ontology annotation, cellular component: CCAAT-binding factor complex; nucleus. NCBI's taxonomy places the organism in Eukaryota, Metazoa, Chordata, Actinopteri, Semionotiformes, Lepisosteidae. Gene Ontology annotation, biological process: regulation of transcription by RNA polymerase II. Gene Ontology annotation, molecular function: RNA polymerase II cis-regulatory region sequence-specific DNA binding; protein heterodimerization activity; DNA-binding transcription activator activity, RNA polymerase II-specific.
UCAAAAUGUAAAAACACAAUUGCGUGCGUCUUUCUACUGAAAUUGUGGGCAUUUUGAUUUAAGCUGCAGGUGAUCCUGCUAGAUGUGUGUGUUGUAGCCCAAGAAGAGCUCUUUCAGCCUGCUGGCUGUGCAGAGGGGAACGGGUGAUGUUCCUGACGAGGAGCCCCUGACAACGAGUCAAUUAGACCUGACUGGGAGCUGUGAUGGAUCAGCAGCUACAGCACUUCACACCAGCUGCUCCAGCGCAGUUUACCUCCAGGCGCUGAUUGUGAUCGAUGUGAAUUAAAGAAGCUAUUUGACAAGGGAAGAUGACUUUUCACUCAAACUAUCUCUUCAUUGAGGUUGGGUUUCUACACAAUUGACAGGCAGCAACAAUAGGCUGAACCAGGUUAACUGUUUUGUGUCUCACCUGAAGGAGAUUGAAUAAUAUAUUUGAGGCUGCCCGUAUCCUGCGGUGAUAGUGCUUUGGUUUACAUGUUCUCAGUGUCUGUCCUACUACACCGGACAGGAUCGUUUUGUUUUAGCGUUGCAGCGCCGCCUAGUGUUGAAUAUCGAGCAAAACAUUUCAAAUCUCCUAAUUUCGAGUGGUACGAUAGUACUGGAAAAUGAUUAAAUUGCUAGCUUUUUAAGAAGGCAUAUUAAAACGACAUAUCAAUCUCACAAUUUGAAUAAGUUGCUAUCUUUUUUGUGAAAUAGAAUUCUGUUUUUACGUACAAAACGUUAGGGUAACAGCAAUGGCGGCGUUUAUCCUGUUGUGCCGUAACCCAUCAUGGCGGCUGCCUUCAGGCUUUCUCUCACGUGACGGCUAUUCGCAGGUCUGAUUGGUUAACUCCAACGGGGUCGUGCCCAGCUUCCGCUCGAGGGGAGAAGUCGUCAGAGCGCUCGCUGCGCGGCCAUCUUGUUUCCCAUCGCCGUUAAAAUAAAAUAAAUAAUAGGCAGAGCUGGACUUCAGCGCGAAAUUCUGAAAAAAGCAGCCGGAGCCAGGAUGUCUGCGGAGAGUGGGUUUGGAGCAGCUGGCAGCGACGCCCAGCAGAGCCUCCAGUCCUUCUGGCCGCGGGUGAUGGAGGAGAUCCGGAAUCUUACAGUGAAGGAUUUCCGGGUACAGGAGCUCCCCCUGGCUCGCAUCAAGAAGAUCAUGAAGCUGGAUGAGGAUGUGAAGAUGAUCAGCGCCGAGGCCCCAGUGUUGUUCGCCAAAGCGGCUCAGAUCUUCAUCACGGAGCUGACCCUGCGGGCGUGGAUCCACACCGAGGACAACAAGCGCAGGACACUGCAGAGGAACGACAUUGCGAUGGCCAUCACCAAGUUCGACCAGUUCGACUUCCUGAUUGACAUUGUUCCCCGAGACGAGCUCAAGCCCCCCAAACGGCAGGAGGAAGUCCGCCAGUCGGUGGCGCCGGCGGAGCCCGUGCAGUAUUACUUCACUCUGGCGCAGCAGCCGGGGCCGGUGCAGGUCCAGGGGCAGCAGCAGGGACAGCAGGCCGCGGCCCCGGCCACCACCGCGCUGCAGCCUGGCCAGAUCAUCAUCGCCCAGCCGCAGCAGGGCCAGCUGGUGAAGCCGUUUCCCACCCCUCCCUCUACCCUGCUGUGUUGGGGGGCUGCAGGUGUAGAAGAGGCACUUCUAGCGAGUGCACCUGUGACGAUGCAGGUCGGGGAAGGGCAGCAAGUGCAGAUCGUGCAGGCAGCUGCGCAGGGGCAGACGCAGGCAGCGCAGCCGGCAGCAGGGCAGACCAUGCAAGUCAUGCAGCAGAUCAUCACCAACACUGGGGAGAUACAGCAGAUACCAGUGCAGCUGAACACCGGCCAGCUCCAGUAUAUCCGGCUGGCUCAGCCCGUCUCCGGGACCCAGGUGGUGCAGGGGCAGAUCCAGACUCUAACCACAAACACUCAGCAGAUAUCGCAGACGGAGGUGCAGCAGGGACAGCAGCAGUUCAACCAGUUCACAGACGGCCAGCAGCUCUAUCAGAUCCAGCAGGUGACCAUGCCGGCAGGGCAGGAGCUGGCCCAGCCCAUGUUCAUCCAGUCCACCAGCCAGAGUGCGGACGGCCAGGUCACCACGCAGGUCACUGCGGACUGAGACCCCCAGGGCCCCCCCAGGAACUCGCAAUAACACACUGGUCCAGAAACAGAGCUGCGCCUCUCCCUCCCGCCCCCCCUGUCUUCCGCCCUCCCCGAGCUCUCCGACUUUGGUGAAGUCUGCUGCGUGCGUGUGUCAGUGUGAGUGUGUGUGUGAGAGUGAGAGAGUGCAACUUCUGUGCCAAAGCCCCCUCUGGACACGUUCGCUGAGGGCAGAGAGGAUCCAGCUUUGGGGAGCUAAACAUAUAAAACAUCACAAUUUCAACUUUUGUUUCAUCUGAAAGAUCUUCUUGAGCGCUGGAACUGUCUUUUUUUCCUGUUUUUUUUUUUACAUAAAAACAAUACAGUGAGUGGUACUUGUCCCAGUGUCAUUUGCUGCCUUCAGGAGCAGCUGGUUGUGUUGUAUUAAAGGGAAUACGAAGGGUUUUGAGAACUCGGAAUCCUGUUAAGCUGAAGGUGAAGAGCAAGAUAAGGAGUCCUGUUCUGAAUUUGACCUUAUCCCUCUACGUUUCUCCUGGGCUCAGCCUGCCUGCCUCCCAGCUGUGAUGGGUGUUGUCGUGUGUUGCGUGGUUUAAGUGGCCCAUUUCUCCCUGUAGUUUCUAAGCCCCUUCCAUUCUGCCUGACGUCGCCUGAGACUGGGAGUCGGAGACCAGGGACUCUCCAGGAUGAAGAGAACAACUCGUUUGGGCUUUUUGUAAGCUUAGGUCAUCAAAUCCCAUCCUUGUUCUGACAAAUCCCAGUGCUGGUGCUUGGAUCAGGCAGAGAUUAAUGGACUUGAAACCCCCCCCCCCCACCCUGCUUCGGAGUUAGUGCCAGUAAAUUGAAUUAAAUCUUUAUUUCUGAUUCUUUGCGAAAUGCUGUAGGAAGCUUAGUGUCAUCUUAGUGUCUGUGGCAGUGUUUCUGUUGCAGAUGUGUGUGUGUGUAUAUAUAUAUACCUCUGUUUUCAGUGUCUCUUGAACCUUGUCUUUGGCUGUUGUAAAAAGAGGUUAGUCCUUAGUGUCAAAGACCCUGUCAGACAAUGUAAGGGGCUCUGGGGUUCAGUGGCAGUCCUGAGCUUUACAACCACAGGAGAAGGGUCUUGUUUCAGCUUCUGUUUGGUUUGUAAGCAGCAGUUCUUUGUGGUCCCUGACUGGGUGGUAAACGUUCAUUCUAACAAAUCUUUCAGAAUUAUUGUUAUUGCAACUAUUGCUGUUUAAAAGCAGCAGUAUAAAACAGGGACUCAUGAGAGGCAUCCUAGGAAAACUUCAUGACAUGACGAGGUUGGUAGGAAAAUGUACUGAACUGGAAGCUCUGCAUUUCAAGCGUUCUUUCGUUUUCUUUGUUUUAGCUGAAGAAGCACUAUUUGAUAGCGACCUUUGUAAAAUGUGGACAUAUGUGAAACCUGAUGCUGGCAAAAAAAAAGAGGAAUUGGAAAUUGUAUCUGUGGCCCUGCUGGGAACCUUUGUGAUGUUUGUGAUCUGGUGAUGUGCUGUGACGUCUGCGUGCAGGACUGGGAGAGGGCUGGCAAUGCGUGCCAACCCCUGUGCCCUACGGGGUGUCCAGGGCUGUGCCGGGGCUCCUGGUGGGCAGUGCGUCUGGGCUGUGAAGUAGUGUGUGCGUGUGUGAGGAAGACGGGGAAGUGGAGUUCAAGGGUUGCCUGUAGAGAAGAAAGUCUCCACGCUUUUAUUGUCGCUGUUGAAUGUUCUGUAAAUAGUCGCCCCCCCCUUCUCUGCCUGUCUGGACCAGUCUCUGAUCAGGAAACUGCCUCCCCUUCUUCCUCUCGAAUCUGUUUUAUAGCAGAAAUGGUCAGUCCUGGCGCUCAGGGCCACUGGUCUCCUGUUCGUUCUCCCACACCUGGGCCUUUAAUUACUAUACUGUAAUUAGUAAUUACAGGCACAUCCUUUUAAAGUGUGGGUGUCCCUUCCCUUGGCCAGGGGCGUGGACUUCAGUAUUAAAUGUGGGCGACUUGUGUUCUUCACAAGGGUGCUGACCUCCGUCAGCUCGACCCCUGAAGGGAGGGGUUAAAGGGAAGCUCCGCCCGAGGUGUGACGGCGAGGCCCCGCCCCCCUGUCCGUCUCUGUGGGCCAGAACAGCCGCCGGGCUGUGGCUCCCAGCACCAGGGCUCGCCAGCACUGUAAUAUAGCGCCACUCUUUGUAAUAGUCAUGUAGAUUUUGGUAUUUUGGAUAUAUACAGUAUAUUUUCCAUUUAUUCUCCCUCUUUUUGUACUUUUAGUGUUGUUUUCGCAUGUAGUUAAAGCUGCCAGCAUGAAAAGCAACAGACAUUUAUAAAUAUUUUUUUCUGUCUAUUAAGUGUUGUGCUUUUUUUUUUUUUUUUUUACUUUUGGUUUGGGAGAAAAUAAAAGAAGGAAACAAUGAGA